GGGGGCGAGCAGAAAAACAACAAGCGCCAUCGAAGUCGCUUUUUGCCGGUAUUUUUGGCGAAAAAAAUGAACGAGAACAGUCCGGAAGAAGUGGUUCCAGCGUGUAAUGUGGAUCUUUUGCAACCCGACAGGACACACAUUUCUGCCUGGCGAGAUAAAUCCGAGUUCCAGCACGUGUUCCGGCAGCUGUUUGAAACGACCGCGGAAGAUUUCGAAGCAAAGGAAGACGCCUUACAAUGGCUCAACGUGUGGAAGGUUCGGCAAAAUAAGAGCGUUCCAGUUUGCGUUCGCUGCACAGCGACUGUGCUCGAGGCUCAGCUGUUCGAUCUCCGGAUACAGCGUGAGGAGGGAGAUCCGAAUGCGACCGAAAUCAAGAACAUUUACGCUGGUGCGUUCACCCGCUUCGUCAACUACGUUACCGAGGAAACGCAAACGUAUCAGCAGCACAGGAAGAGAACGAUCGCCCAGCAUGUCCGCGGUAUCGGUAUCGAGCCGUUUCUCGUCGAACUGCGGCACCUGUGUGCCCAUCGAUCGGUAUCGAUCGCGAUCGAUGUGUUCCGGCGGUCGGCCGAGUACUGCAUGGACUGGUUGAAGGUUUCGUACUGGCAGCGUGAACUGAACACCAUGCAACCGGUCACCUAUGGAACGCUACACCGGGCCAAACGAGCCCCGCUAAGCGACGAGUUCUGCACCGUCCUCCGUGCGUAUGAUGCCGCGAUGGCCGGGUUGUUACGAAAGUGUUCCACUGUGCAGCAGACGCGCCCCCAUCUGACCGAUCCCGAGUACGAGACGCUGCAAGCGGAAGAGACACGUCGCGGAACGGACCAGCUGCGAGUGAUCGCAAUGCACCUUCUGGCACAGUUCGUGAGGAAUCAGCGCACCAUCGCACACAACUUGAACGGUGUACGGAAGGUGUGCGAUGCGGUAAUGUCCAAUUGUCGCUACCUGAUGCAAGAUCCGGUCCGGUUCCGACAGAGACACUGGGGAAAGCUACACAGUGCCUUCUUCCGAGCGCUCGCCGAGACCGGUUGCUUGCAGGAACUGUUCGAUCGGCUACUGGCCGUGGCGGAGAGUGACACCGAGGACGAACAGAACCGUUCGGUGGCCAGCUUUUGGACGGUGAAGAUCGCGACCGGGUUCCAGCUGUUGAAGGAGUUCAAGAAGUACUGCCGAACGCUCCAUUCCCAGCGUUUGGUGUUGUUUCAGGAGUUGCAAAAUGGCAAAGUGAAGAGGAAGCUGAUGGCGGAACGGUUGGCGCAGGAGUGGUACCGGAAAAAGCUAAAGAAAACUGCCCCGCAGCAGCUCAUACUCGGUCUCACCGUCGACUGUCCCUGGCAUUUGCGGUUGGAUCGGCGCCAACUCAAGACCCACCUGAAUGCGAUUAACCAGCACACGAAGAAGGUUCUACCGAUAUUGUUCACACUAGUGGAACCACCUUUGACGGCCGCCCGUCAACAGCAUCUGUGUACGAUGAUCGAGAUCUACGCCGGCUCUUGGAGGCAGACUGGUGGCGGGCAGCAGGGCUCUAUGCCGAACUUUGACCAGCUUCUCGCGUCGAAAACAUAUGUCGUUCAGGAUCUGAUCGAACGGUUGGGAUGUGGACGAGCGGCGAAAAAAUGUGGACUAUGGGAGGAACCGGAUGACUGGUUGGACUGGGAUGAAUAUCCGCUAGGUAUCACAAGACGUGAGGGUUUGUGUAAAGCGUAAUCCAAGUGUUAGAAUUUGAUUGGCGUUCAUCGAAUCAACGCCGCACGCGACACAGAAGCGCCAGUCGAAUGAAAUAUAUACAUUGUUCGAUUUGC
Molecule: messenger RNA, 1802 nt
Organism: Anopheles darlingi
Lineage: Eukaryota; Metazoa; Arthropoda; Insecta; Diptera; Culicidae
Exons: 3
Coding region: 67-1707 (546 amino acids)
Biological process (GO): maturation of 5.8S rRNA; maturation of LSU-rRNA
Cellular component (GO): Las1 complex; preribosome, large subunit precursor
Molecular function (GO): endonuclease activity
Source: RefSeq, a predicted model, not a curated record